AUAAGUUUUUCCAUAUAUAUUCAUAUCUUUAUCCUUUUUUGGUUAAUUAAAUAUCUCUAAGGCAAAAACAUUAUGGGUGUCACUACCUAUAACCAAGAGGUCACAACACUAGUUGCCCCAACUAGGUUAUUCAAAGCUUUGGUUCUUGAUUCUGAAAACCUUGUCCCAAAAUUGAUGCCACAAGUUGUUAAGAACAUUGAGAUUGUAGUGGGUGAUGGUGAUGCAGGAAGCAUCAAGAAGAUGAACUUUGUUGAAGGUUCUCCUAUCAAGUACUUGAAGCACAAGAUCCAUGUUAUUGAUGACAAGAACUUGGUAACCAAGUAUUCACUGAUCGAAGGAGAUGUUUUAGGUGAUAAACUGGAGUUCGUUACCUAUGAUAUCAAAUUCGAAGCUUCAGGAAAUGGAGGAUGUAUUUGCAAGACUUCAACUGAGUACCACACUAAGGGUGAUUAUGUGUUUAAAGAAGAAGAACACUAUGAGGGCAAAAAGCAAGCCAUGGAACUUUUCAAGACUGUUGAAGAUUACCUCCUCGCAAAUCCUUCCGUCUAUGUUUGAAUGAUAAAAUAGAAUCCAGUCCGCACGUGAGAGAUGACGACGUGUUGAGAUAUAAUAAAAUUAAAUAACUAUAAAUGUGUGCAAUUUAAAGUUUAAGCUUUAGAUGAUCAGUUGUACUCUAAGUGAUUAUGGAGUUGUAUCAAACUCUUCUAAGAGUUCCUAAGGGCUUGAAUUUUCAUUGUUAAAAUGUUUUG
Messenger RNA from Nicotiana tabacum (common tobacco), 749 nucleotides. RefSeq names its product pathogenesis-related protein STH-2-like. Gene Ontology annotation, biological process: defense response; abscisic acid-activated signaling pathway. The record is from RefSeq and is a predicted model, not a curated record. Gene Ontology annotation, cellular component: nucleus; cytoplasm. Gene Ontology annotation, molecular function: abscisic acid binding; signaling receptor activity; protein phosphatase inhibitor activity. Lineage: Eukaryota; Viridiplantae; Streptophyta; Magnoliopsida; Solanales; Solanaceae.